Symbiodinium natans is the source of this 381-nucleotide messenger RNA. Lineage: Eukaryota; Dinophyceae; Suessiales; Symbiodiniaceae. The record is from the annotation of a GenBank genome assembly.
AUGGUGUAUAGACUUGGCUUUGAGGAGAGCUUCGCCUACCCUUUGGCCAAGGGCGCCGGCUUCGCGUUGGACUUGGACUUGGCGCUGCUGCUCCUGCCAACGCUGAAGAGCCUGCAGACGGCCUUGCGCGGCAAAGGCGGCCGAGCACGGGAGUGGAUCCCUCUGGAUGACCCCAUCUCCUUCCAUAUCGCGGUGGCGACGCUCAUUGCCAUCAACAGCAUCAUUCACGUGGGCUCCCACGUCAUUCACAUCAACCACAUCGCAGGGUCGCCCGUGCUGCAGCGCCCUGGCUGCUCUGUGGGACCUUGUGGGAAGUUGUCGGCGGCCUGCUGCGGAGAGAAGUCUUUCACUGCGGCUCUCGUUGGCACGAAUGAGUUUUAA